This is a messenger RNA of Morchella importuna, 351 nucleotides long. RefSeq lists its product as uncharacterized. The record is from RefSeq and is a predicted model, not a curated record. The coding region runs from base 1 to 351 and encodes 116 amino acids. The transcript has a single exon. NCBI's taxonomy places the organism in Eukaryota, Fungi, Ascomycota, Pezizomycetes, Pezizales, Morchellaceae.
AUGGAAAAUUCCAAAGGCAGUAUUCAAUCCACUCUUCCGACAGAAUCAUCUGGGGCCUCCGCACCUCCUCUCCCAACCAACCCGACGUGGAAAGACAUUGCGGCUUUGUUCCAGUCCCCGUUCUGGCUACCCGACGGUGAUCGGACAAUCGUCGGCAGUUACUGGAUCCUCAAAAUGCGGCCCUAUAACCUCAACCUCGAUCAAUAUCCAGAUGUUUCUACACAAGCUAAGGUCAUCUACGACGCAAUAUAUUCCGGCGAUAUGCCAAGGACAUACGACUCCACCGAGAAAUUCCCUCCGGAAGCGGUGGCGCUCUUCAAGACGUGGAUGGAUAACAACUGCCCGGAGUAG